Molecule: messenger RNA, 583 nt
Organism: Sodiomyces alkalinus F11
Lineage: Eukaryota; Fungi; Ascomycota; Sordariomycetes; Glomerellales; Plectosphaerellaceae
Product: RBP11-like subunits of RNA polymerase
Exons: 4
Coding region: 51-500 (149 amino acids)
Biological process (GO): DNA-templated transcription
Cellular component (GO): RNA polymerase III complex; RNA polymerase I complex
Molecular function (GO): protein dimerization activity; DNA-directed RNA polymerase activity; DNA binding
Source: RefSeq, a predicted model, not a curated record
GCCUUUGAUACUGAGAUAAUCUCGCCACUAAACACCAUAACGAAAUCAAAAUGCCUGGAAGAACGGAUGAAGAAACAAAUGCUGAUGUGAGGAUGGAGGAAGAUGGCGCUCCUACAUCACAUCAGCCUGACAACGAGGAGGAGUUUGAAGAUGCGCAGCAGUUCCCAGAAGAAGAGGAUGAGGAGGACGACAGUGAACAGCGGGUUAGGAUUCUUCCCGGCUCUACCGACUCAGCUGCCUCAUUCGAGUUCCGCAACGAAAAUCACACCCUGGGUAACGCACUCAGAUAUAUCAUCAUGAAGAACCCCGACGUGGAGUUUUGCGCCUACUCCAUCCCUCACCCGUCUGAGCCCCUCAUGAACCUUAGGAUUCAGACCUACGAUGGGACGGCUGUGGCGGCUCUCUCCAAAGGGCUCAAGGAUCUGCAGGAUAUGUGUGACCACAUGUUCGAGGAAUUUUCCAGGACCCGCGACGCGUUUCUCAAUGAGAUGCGCGAUUGAUGUUGAAGGGCGGAGCGGCGUCAAACUUCAUUCAGCUCUGCAUCUUGGGGCGUUACAGGAUAUCAAAACAAAUUAGACCGGCG